CUGUUUAAGUGUUCCUACCAAGAGAGCAGUGAUGAGCUACUAGUGCCUUCUGUUUCAGCAUCAGGGCAGAGCCAAGAGGAGGAAAGGUGGGACUCUGAAUGGGUGGAAAACUUGCCAGAGAGAAGUAGGGGAGGCAAGAAAGGUGCUUUCUCUUCUGUAAAGCCCACUAGGCCGGCAUCAUGAUACCAUCCACUUUCAUCAACUAUUAUGUCCAGACCCCUUCUGUGACAUAUGUAACAGCACAACUGCUGAGGUGAAUCGGCUGCUGUUCCAGAGACCCUGGAUGAUGCUACUCCCUCUGUGAUCCCCUUGGUUUCUACAGCUUCUGUGACUGACUCAUCAUUCACUUUGUCUCCCAACUUCUCUGCAGUUGCUCCAGGAGACCUACUACCAGACUCUUUGCCUGAGCCUUCCCCCCAAUCCCCUCCAUCUUCUCACCUAAACAACCUAACCUUUAGCUGACUUUUUCUUACCCUCACCCCUAGGUACUCUCUGCCACCAGAGCCAAAAGCCUAGGAUUCUUAAUUCCCAGAGAACCAUUCCAUAUCUCUAUCCCGUGCAUUUCCUUCUUUCCUACCAUAUGAUGUUCAGACAACAAGAGGCCACUUUACCUCUGAAUACCAUCUCCACUCUUGACCCCACCAUUUCACAAAAUAACCUCUUACCACACCUGUCUCAGACAAGGAAACCCAGUGAUUCAUUUGCUUGUCAUCAUGCACCACCAACUUCAUCUGUUUCACCACUGCCAGACUCCCCUUUAACUUUGAUUCAAUCUAAAUCAAUUUCCAUCUCACUGAAACCUGUUCCUGAGAAUUCAUCUCCAGAUAGUCCUGGUGAGAUAUCUACUUAUGUCCCAACAAUUAGAGGUAGUGACUGUUCAAAGCCAUCGAGUUCCGAAUUCACCUAUUGGCAGGCCCAUGCCAAGAACAUGUUCCUCCCCACAUCAUCACACUCUGAUGUUCACCAAGAGCAAGUCUACCUCCAUCAACCAGAAACCUGUCUCAGGAGAGAGUCUGCUACUAAACACAAGGAGGCCAGUGGAAUUUCUUUCCCUGGUCUUAUCUUCCAGGCCCUAUUGCAGAGACAAAUGGAGAAGAGAAUGGCUUUCCAGAUUUUAGAGAAGAAAGUAAAAGAGGAGGUACCAUUUUCCAAACAAAUGUGGUCAGAUUACCAAAGGACAUCUUUAGGGAAUUUGCUGCAACCACUUGAUGUACAGUUCACCACAUCCUCCAAUAUUGGAUGGAAUACUGAAGGCAAACCAGAGCAGCUCUCUAUUUAUCAACAGCUCCUCUAUGUCAAGGCUUUGGCAGAAAACUUGCAUCAGAAAUAUAGCCAGCUCUUCUGGGGUCUUCCUUCUUUGCACAGUGAGUCCUUAGUAGCCACUCUCUUGUUUUCUAGUAGUACUUCUCCACCAGAGUCUCACUUUGUCUUAUUCAAUGGAAUUCAUAAUACCUCUGCCAUCAAAAUACAAGCAUCUCCACCACUUCCUCAUUCCCAACUAUUUCCUCUCCCCAUUGUACACCCACAAUCCUUGCCUCAAACCUUGUCCCCAUCCCAGCCUCUACCUUUCAAUAAGGUGAACACCCACCCCCAUUUUCAAUCCUGCCUCCCCAUCAUACCACCUUCUUCAUCCCUGAUUAGGGACUGUGGAGUGUCUUUCAGUAGAUCCAGGAAUGAAUCAGACUCUCCUAUCUUGACUGAAAAUCAACACCUGGGAUGGCACAUGUUGCAGAAGCAACAGGAAAAUUUGUGGGCUUUAGUCCCUGUGUUCCAGAAACCUGAAGAAACCAUUUGUCCUCGAGCUCCCAACCUUCCGCUGGUUAGCCAGUCAUCCCAUGCCUAUGUACCAGUCUCCAUCCUUCCUGGCCAUUUUCAUAUCAUCUGUGAGCCCCAGGAGACAAUGGAGUUACAUAGCCCAAGGACGGUAAUCCCACACUGGUGCCUCCAUGACUCUAGAAAUCUAGACUCCCUAGCAGUGUUGGAGCCUCAGCAUACAUUAUCAGAACUCUCUCAGCAAGACAAAGGCAGACAUGUUCACUCACAAUUCUCUGAGUUUCAGGGCCAUAGUAACAGAGAUAUAGCAAAGACUGAAUUGAGUCUCCCUGGAAGUUUCCAUGAGAGGGUCCAAACAAAGUUUCAGCUAAGGAAGGAUAUGAGGAGGAAUCUUGGGUAUAUCCUAGAGAAGAGUCCAGAAGACAGGCGACAAAGGGUCUCAGAAUGCCACCUAGUGAAGGGUCUGAGGGCAGACUUGGAGAAAAGUAACUGUGUGUGUCAUUCAAGGAAUCACUCAGGGAAUGAAUUAUUGAAUGUCUCAAGGAAGAACACAGACCAGAAUCAAACGAAAAGUAUUCUUAAUUUACAUAUGAGCAAGAAGUUUUGGCAGAUCACUGCGGGUAGGAUUCCUAUAGGUGUGUGUUAUUCGUGGCUGGCUGAUGACAAUACAUUGCCUUUUUCUGGGAGUUCCCAGACUGCUCGAGAAAACACAGAUUCUAAAAAGACAAUGGUGGGUAGGGUUUACGGCCAGAGCAUCACUCUAGAGCAUUCUUUUCUUGAUCCCAGGACACAACAGGUGCUAGAGGCCCAUAUUAUUAGAUUUCGCAUGAGUCAGAGGUGGGGUCUACCACUCAGGGUUCUUGAAUCCAUAAAAUUCUAUAUGUUGAGAGAAGCCAAAAUAUGGCCUCUUCCCCAAUUUGACUUUUCCUCCUCAGCCAUGCAUAUUUCUGGGGUCAAUUCCAAAGUUGACUUUUUUAAACCCCUUGAGGGAAGCUCUAAACCUUUUUUGGGAAACAGGGUGAGAACAACAAAGUCAGUCCCCACUGCAGAUCAUCCUCUCCCCACUAUGUCAUCUGUGGGCAAUGAAGGACAGGGGGGCCUGAAGGCAUCACACUCUGACACUGAUCAUAAGACUGCAGAGUGUAUCCAGAUAGCUGAGUGGGGCAGCCAGACUUUUCAGCCUCUUACACACAGCAUCAGAGCUCAAGUGCGACCCAGUGAGACUGUACCAGACAACACAAGUGGCCCAGAGGUACCCACAAGUCGAGCUGGGGCUGGACAUGAGCCAGUGCAUGAGAACUUGAGUUCCAGUAACAGAGUAGAUAUGGAACAGGGCAAGGUGAUGGUCGAGAGGAAUUUACAACACUUUGCCAUGCCCAACCUGUCCAGGGAUAUAUCUGACACCAAGGAGUUCUGUACCCUUCAAUCCCAAUCUUGGGAAAUCUUGACAACCAGUGAGUUGGGAAGCUCCAAAAUAAUAAAUGCCAACAUGAAUAAAGUAGAAACUGCCCUGACCACAGAACACCCCUCACCAAAAAUACUGAUUCCUCAAGAUUCUAAACUAUCAGACCUGAAAAGACAGAUCCUGAGUGAGUUAAAGUUUAAACUGGAGAGUGAGGAGCAUAACCAGGCUCAAGGAAGUCCCACUGACAUGCACCUUCCUUCAGAGAGCUUGACUUCCAAGGCUUCACUGACUCAGUCCCAGAGUGUGUGCAGCGGGGACAUGGAGGCAUCCCAGGUGGUGCAUGUCCAACUUAAGGACAGCAGAAUUAGCACGGCGGAGCAGAAGGAAUCCUUGGGCUUGAAGCUGGCCUUCUGUAAGGGCCAGCCUAUGAAUUUCUCACAAAGAAGUGCAAAGAAAGUGAGACCUCAGGAUCCCAAAGCAAGAAAAUGCAGAAGUGAGGACUCAGGAGUAGGGACAUCUGCAGGCAGAGAGGAGAGCCUCCAUGUUGAGGACAUAAAAUUAAAGCAUGCUUCAACUCUGUCACAGAAUGAACAGUUUCCUCUUGAAAGUUACUUCAGAAAAAAGAUGAGUCAAUUUUCUCAGUGGAUCAAUUCCAAGAAAAAAAUCACAGGGCAUCAAGAAAGUCCCCAGCAAAAAGCCAAGUUCAUGUCCACCUCAGCGCAGCACCAAGACCCAGUUGAAAGUGUGGCUACUUUUGGGAGUGAUUGGCCUCCUGAAGCUCAGAAUUUCACUACCAUUGGGAAGGUCCUAGAAGAGAAGGAGGCACGUGGAUAUGAGGCCUCAAAGUUAAGCCAGCAGCUGGAGGAACUACAGGCCCAGGUAGGGCCUGACAAGAGACCUCCCUCCACAUAUCAGGCUCUUUCUGACCCACAACAAGAGAAACGGGCAAGUAUCAAGUCCUGCAGCCAAGAAGCUGUCUGUGCUGCACAGAAAUGUCCUACAAGGAUCACACAGAACAGAGAUAGGGUCACACAGCCUCAGAAAGCUGAAGCCUUUGAGAAUCAGCUAUUAAGCCAGAGUCAAUGCCCUUCUUCUCUGCCUUCUGGGGAGUCUGUGCCUCAUCCAAGCUCCACCUGUGUGCAUCAAGUAUGCCAGGUCCUUUGGGCCACCAGGGGUGACCCUGAUGAACGUACUGUGUUUAGCGAUUUGACUCUUCUACUCAGACAGAAAAUGCUUCUCCAGCACUUGCAGGGAGAAAAAUUUCCCUAAAGAAAUCAUUCAGUCCUUAUUGAUAAAGGUUCACAAUUUUCAUGACAAUAUAUCCUCUGAUGAGAACAACCUUCAGCACAACCAAGAAUAUUAAUC
This is a messenger RNA of Mustela lutreola (European mink), 4543 nucleotides long. Its product is annotated as spermatogenesis-associated protein 31D1-like. The transcript has 4 exons. The record is from RefSeq and is a predicted model, not a curated record. The coding region runs from base 581 to 4447 and encodes 1288 amino acids. NCBI's taxonomy places the organism in Eukaryota, Metazoa, Chordata, Mammalia, Carnivora, Mustelidae.